Beta vulgaris subsp. vulgaris (sugar beet) is the source of this 773-nucleotide messenger RNA. RefSeq lists its product as uncharacterized. The transcript is spliced from 2 exons. NCBI's taxonomy places the organism in Eukaryota, Viridiplantae, Streptophyta, Magnoliopsida, Caryophyllales, Amaranthaceae. Bases 63 to 524 code for a protein of 153 amino acids. The record is from RefSeq and is a predicted model, not a curated record.
CACUCACAAUUCAUCAUCAAUCAAAUCCUAAACUCUUAGCAAUUAAUUGAAGUUAAAACAAAAUGGGUCUUAAGAUUUUUAUUUUGUUGGGUCUUUUGGCUGUUGUUCUCCUAAUCUCCUCUGAGGCAGCAGCAAAAGACUUGAGCCAAACUUCCACUACUCGACAUAUCAAGGAUACUAAAGCUGACGGCAAGCUGGAGGAUGCCAAGUACGGAGGAUAUCCAGGCGGCGGAUAUGGUGGAUACCCCGGCGGAGGCUACGGAGGAAAUCCCGGCGGAGGCUACGGAGGAAAUCCCGGAGGAGGAUACGGAGGAAAUCCCGGAGGAGGGUAUGGAGGAAAUCCUGGAGGAGGAUACGGUGGCUAUCCAGGUGGGGGCUAUGGAGGUCGAGGUGGAUAUGGCGGACGAGGCGGUGGAUACUGCCGUUUUGGUUGCUGCUAUCGCGGAUACAAUGGCUGCAGAAGGUGCUGCCGUUAUGCUGGUGAAGCCGCUGAGAAGCACGUUGAGGCCAAGCCUCAUAACUAAGAACUACCAAUAACGUAUCAACAUUUUAGUUUCGUGAAGUUUUUAGCUUACAGAAGUAUUGUGUAUGAGUUGUAUUAGCAAGUAUAAGUACGGUGAUCAUGGUGUGAGAAACUGAGAAUGAGAGGUUAAAUGUUAUUUUCCGUAAGCUAGUGAAGUAGUGAUAGACUCACAGUCUGAUACUAUGGCUGUUUUAAGUGUGUAACCAGUAAAAGAGAAUCUGUGAUUUAAUAACAUAUCUUCAACUUUUAA